Knipowitschia caucasica is the source of this 381-nucleotide messenger RNA. Lineage: Eukaryota; Metazoa; Chordata; Actinopteri; Gobiiformes; Gobiidae. The record is from the annotation of a GenBank genome assembly.
AUGCCGCUGUACAUUGCAGUCUCAUUUCCUUCAAACGCAAGCCAUCUCCACUCCAGACUGGGCAGAGCGGCGCGGCUGAUCCCAGACGGUUGGUGUCUGGAGGCGUUCACUUUGGCUCAGGGCCGAAAACUGGAGGAGCUGUCCAAUGUGCUCAUCAUGAUCGUGGUGGGGAAGGUGACUCCUUACCAGCUGAUGAAGCACCAUGCCAUCCGAGCGUUCCUCCAGACCCGAGGGUACUUGCUGUGGCCUGAGGACCCUCAGGACCUAGACUGGUUCUACGACAGACUCACGAAUCAGAUCCUCGAAGACAACAAGGUCCAGAAGCCGGCCGAGCAGCCAGCAGAGGGCAACGCUGUGCCCAUGGGGAACAUAAAAGCAUGA